Molecule: messenger RNA, 892 nt
Organism: Vollenhovia emeryi
Lineage: Eukaryota; Metazoa; Arthropoda; Insecta; Hymenoptera; Formicidae
Product: 52 kDa repressor of the inhibitor of the protein kinase-like
Exons: 4
Coding region: 41-877 (278 amino acids)
Source: RefSeq, a predicted model, not a curated record
GGGUGCUUGUGAUUUUCAAGAAGAAAAUGUAAAAAAAGAGAUGGGCCGGUAUUGCUUUGUGGAAAAGUGCCAAACAUCAAAAUACAAGCGCCAAGAUAAGGAAAAUGACACUACUUUACAUCUUUUCGGGUUUCCCAGUAAUCCAAUUCUGAGAGAGAAGUGGAUUGAGGCAAUAGCCACUCAGAACAGACAAGAAAGUGCUCGAAAUUUACCAAAAUAUAGCCGUAUCUGCGAACUGCAUUUCACAAACGAUUGCCUAGAAAGGAUUGGUUAUUCGCAGGUUCGGUUGAAAUCAAAUGCAGUGCCGACUAUUUUUCCACGUGCCCAAAACCACAGUAUGAUGCAGUUACUACCAGCUUUAAAUGUUGAUGACGAGUUUUCAAAUGCAAAUAUCACUGAUGAUCAUUGCAUUCCACAAUCGAUAAAGCGUCUCAAAAUUGAAAAAUUAACUACAGCAGUAAAAGAUUCAAAUAGUGAAUCAUCAAACGCGCAUGUGAUUGCUGAUCAAUGGAUUCCAGUCAAUAAAACAUCAAUGAAUCCAGAGUUUGAAAAUAACUCACAACGGACGAGUUUGAUUACUGAAAAUAAAGCAGAUACGUCCCUACCAUCUAAUAUACUGAACACUCCGAGAAAGAUUUACAGAUACCCUGGAGAUAUUAAAGAUGAACUUGUGGAACAAAUGAGCCCAACCACAAAAAGUAAUUGCAUUCGAUUACUCAAGUCUGCUUGCAAAGCAAAAGAUAAAACUAUACAAAAACUGAAAGUUAAUGAAUUUCGUCAUAAAAGGAAAAUAUCAAGUUUAGAAAAGCUAUUACGUGAACUGCAAAAAAAAUUUGAUCUCUCGGAGAAUGCUUUUGAAAUUAUACAGGUAAAAUGAUAAAAUAUGUGAAAA